Messenger RNA from Ambispora gerdemannii, 383 nucleotides. The record is from the annotation of a GenBank genome assembly. Lineage: Eukaryota; Fungi; Glomeromycota; Glomeromycetes; Archaeosporales; Ambisporaceae.
AACUUACGCAAUUUUUCGAAUAUCGUACCCAAUUCAUUGAACCUAUUUUCGAGGAAUUCUAUCACAUGCAACUGAAAAUCUAUGGUCUUUUGCUGGAUCGGAUGGACCGUUUAGUGGAUACCGGAUACUUUGAUGUGAACUCUGAUUUCAUGAACGGGUUUGAUGAGAGACGUGGGGAUAUUCAGGAAAAGGUGAAAGUAUUGACGCUGCUUGGACGACGAGCAAAAUAUGAGGAACGACGUAAUGUGGUAAUAGUGACAGUCAGCACAGAAUUAGUAGACGAGAUAGAAGAAUACAACCACGAAGACGACGUGCCAUCGCCGUACACAGCUUCGCCUACUAAUUAUCCAUCAAGAGGCAUAAAUAACAACAAUGAAAAGUAG